AUGUUUGCAAAGCUGCCCACGGAAAUCCUUCUGCUCAUUCUCGACCUCGUCGGCACCAAAAAUGACUGGCUCAGUCUUGCCCGGUCCUGUCGAUCCCUGUAUGAAUGGAUGAUUCCCAUGCUGUAUACCUCUAUCGAUACUCCCUGCUUGUGUGUAGGGUCCCAUAGAGCCUUGGUGCAUACUUUACUACUUUAUCCUGAGCUGGCCCAGUCUGUUCGUCAUUUGAAACUGGGCAAGCUGCCAUACGAUACAGACAGGAAGGUAUUUGAGCUCCACCGACAUGAGCAUUAUGAAUCGCCCGAAUCUAUUCGCAGGCUCCAUAAUGCUGUCCAGAAUCUCAGUCACAGAGGCUGGGAAGAGACGCAAUGGAUAGAAGACCUCGACAGCGGCGAGCAUCGCGAUCCCUGGCUUGCCGUCCUGCUCUACCUCGUCCCGAAUAUCGAGACGCUAGAGCUCUUCUGGGGCGGCACGGGGACACGAUAUUCAGAGUGGGUGCUCACGCGAGCGUCAAAGCAGUCACGGCCAUUCGAUUCACAACGCGCAUUUCAAAGCCUGCACACAGCAGUCAUCAAAGUACUCGACGACGAGGGCCUGGGAUUCAAACUACCCCGAGUAGCUCCAUUUUUCAGAUUCCCGUCAAUGCACACCUUCAAAGGGCAGCUCAUGACUGACUUCUAUCUCGAACACAACAUACUCCCGCCCAACUCAUCCCCAAUAACCCAUCUCGAGCUGGCCCAGAGCAGCGGCGAAACAGGGUUCAUCGAUCUAAUCGCCCCGUGCACGAAUCUCCGAACCUUCAAAUUCACCCAGCAAGAAGACGACGUCUCCAUGUACGACUACACCAAGCAUUAUUUCCGCACUCUCGCGCCCACGGAGCUGAGAAAGGCGCUGGCGCUCAAGAAAGACACGCUGGAGUCGAUGGAAGUGUCUUUUUAUCGUCGCACGAGUUAUUUCGGAGGCACGUACUCCGAGGACUGGAUCGGAUCGAUGGCCGAUUUCCGCAUGCUUCGAAACGUACAUAUCCGAGCACCGAAUUUCCUGGGGAUUGGCCAUAGCGGUGAUAAACACAACCCUGUUCCGCGGGUGCCAUUGAUCGAGUUUUUGCCAGGCUCGCUGGAAACACUGUGGGUGUCAGAUAUAGAGCCCUGGGCGGAGAGUAUCAUGAUGAGGGAGCUUCUUGAGCUGGUGCAUGCGGUAGGGGAGAUGUUCCCGCAUCUGAGAGCGAUCGAUGUCGAGGCGGAGAAAUGGCAGCGUCUUGAUAUGUCGGAGACGGAUAUGGAUGCUUGUGUCGAGUCGUAUCCGGAUUAUCUGCAUUUGUUGAGACCCGAGGUUAUUCAGUUGACGGAGGAACUGCGGACGGUCUGCCAUGAGCGUGGUAUUGAGUUCCAUGUUCGUGUCACUGCUGUCGAGGCUCGCUUUGAUGAUUAUGACGAUACGAUGCUGUUUGGGCGGUAUAGUGACACGGAAAGCGAGGAUGAAGAUAAUGGGGAAGAUGACAACGAGGCUGGUGAGGCGUGA
This is a messenger RNA of Penicillium alfredii, 1518 nucleotides long. RefSeq names its product F-box protein. The record is from RefSeq and is a predicted model, not a curated record. NCBI's taxonomy places the organism in Eukaryota, Fungi, Ascomycota, Eurotiomycetes, Eurotiales, Aspergillaceae. Gene Ontology annotation, molecular function: protein binding. Bases 1 to 1518 code for a protein of 505 amino acids. The transcript has a single exon.